AUGUUUCUUGUCUUGCUGCUCUGCCUCCUGCCAGUGACCAAGGGGAAUAGCUGCUUCAGGUGCUGGCCAGAGCUGCCCGCCUUGCUGGAGUAUGACCUGCAAGUGCUCUGGGGCAGCCCCGGGCCACCCACAGAACUCUCACAGAGGCUCCGCUCUUUAUUCCUGGACGAUAACACCUUACCAGUGCCCGGGUAUCUUGCUCGAGACCACUUGGAAGAGGAAACGGCUGCAUUCUUCACCCAUCUAGAUCACUCCAUUAAAAAGCUGAGGGACGAUAAGCCAGCACUGCUGGACGAUGUUCAUGUUCAGAUGGGUCUCCUGGCUGAGAGGCUGAUGGAGAGGUCGCAGGAGCUGACACAGAAGGCCUGCAAUGAGUCCUGUGACCUCCUCUCCCCAAUGGAAGUCACCGCAUGUGCCGACUGCCAAAUGCACAGCCUGUCCUGCAAUGACCCGACCGUCUGCACAGACAAGUCUGUUGGGACCUACAAGUGGGCCGUGAUUCUUGUCAGCAUCCUGCUGGCCCUGGCUGUAGCUGCCAUUUGGGAAGAGGCAGCCAGCUACCUCUUUCCCGAAGAGUACAGCAACCAGAGCAGCAGCCAGAGCAUAAACCAGAGCAGCUUCCAGAGCAUAAACCAGAGCAGCAGCCAGAAUAGGUGGUUUUUGAAAACUGCUUCCUCUGUGACUCUGGUGACUGUCCCUCACACAAAACAUUCCUCCCUGAAGCCAGGAGAGCUCUAA
Molecule: messenger RNA, 738 nt
Organism: Meriones unguiculatus (Mongolian gerbil)
Lineage: Eukaryota; Metazoa; Chordata; Mammalia; Rodentia; Muridae
Gene: Tex51
Product: testis expressed 51
Exons: 7
Coding region: 1-738 (245 amino acids)
Source: RefSeq, a predicted model, not a curated record